AUGUUUCACUCACUGCGAGAUGUGUAUCGAUUUGGAGUCGCUGCGAUAUUCGUCUUCACCCUGAUCGAACAUGUCAACGGAGUUUCAAUGGAAUAUUGUUCCAGCCUGAACACUGGUUCUGGCAGUGGAAACUCCUCCAUCUACCAAUCCGAUGGUCUAUGCCACGAUUUCUGCGUCGAAGAUUAUGCAUUCGCUAUUGUGCAAGGUCAAUAUUGCUGGUGUUCGAAUUAUGUGCCUGGAACUACAACCUCGACGAGCGAUUGUAGUACCUCAUGUCCGGGCUACCCAGAUGAUACGUGUGGUGGGGAUGAGACAUACGGAUAUAUAUCAUUGACGCUAUCUCCAUCGGGGACGAAAGGAGCCACGGCGGCGGCUGCUUCGACUUCAUCUGCGAAGGUUAGUACCAAGACACAAUCUCUAUCUUCCUCCCUCUUUCCUGUUUCCUGUUUCUUCAGUUUUGCCAGUGGUGUAACUUCCUCGAGCUCGAGUCCUGAUCCGGUGACAAUUUAUUCAACUGUUACCGAAGUCACGUCUUCUUCCUCCUCCGAAUUACCCAAAACUACUACGUCAACGAGUACCUCGACCACACCUACUACUUCAUCAACAUCACAAACUACGGUGGUCGCUCAAAAAUCUCCUACAUCUGCCUCGACGAUGCCUACAUGGACACCAACUCCAGUCAUAUCCUUGGAAACUAUCACCGGACAAGUGCGUACUGUUACCGUUACACCAACCGCACCACCAAACGAAUCAAGCACGUCGUCGGUUUCGAAAAGCACUGCUGCAAGCGGGUUGACCACGGGAGGUGCUGUGGGUCUCACGAUUGGUCUGGUGGCCUUGAUUGCAAUUAUUGCCGGCAUUACAUACUUCUGUAUAAGAAAGAGAAGACAAGAAAAGGCUGAAGAAUAUGCUGCGGUCAACAGUCGAAGGGAAAGCUUAGCUGGUGUGGGUGGACCAAUUCCAUCGAGAACCAUGAGCGAGAAUUCACGAUAUGUUCUCGGCACAGAUGGGAGACGUGUCGUGGAAACUUGGGAACCCGAACUACACACGCCCGGAUCGAGAAAGAGUCAAUUGAUGCCUGUGGAUCCAAGACUAGAUCCUUUCGCUGCCGUCUAUCAACGCGGAGAUAAUAAAAGUCGGGAGAGCUUCAAUACCAUACGAGAUGACCACGACUAUUCCAGACGUGUCCAUCCACAAGGACCGAUACUUCGAGCUGUCAACCCUGAUCCCGAUUAA
Molecule: messenger RNA, 1236 nt
Organism: Sclerotinia borealis F-4128
Lineage: Eukaryota; Fungi; Ascomycota; Leotiomycetes; Helotiales; Sclerotiniaceae
Source: the annotation of a GenBank genome assembly